GGUGUUCUCCUGUGCCCUGGGUGUUUGUGUCCCAAAACACCCUCAGUGGAACACUGAGGCAGUGUCCCAGUCCCCCCAGCGAGGGGUCACUCCUGGCUGUGUGUGUGUGUGGCUGUGGGACCAUGUCUCACGUCCACUACAGGUUCUCCUCCCUGCUGAGCUCUGACGUGGUCACCUUCCCCGGCCCCAGCAUCGCCCUGGGCGAGCUCAAGCACCGCAUCAUGGCCUGCAAGAAGCUGAAGGAGGCGAACAGCGACCUGCAGAUCCUCAAUGCCCAGACCAAUGAAGAAUACACUGAUGCCAAUGCCCUGAUCCUGAAGAAUUCCUCAGUGAUAGUGAGGAGAGUCCCUGCUGGAGCAGGUACAGCUGCCAGCAGAGCAGAAGCUAAAUGUCAAAGAUAUCCAGUGAAGGGAACACCAAAAGCAAUUGCUGACCCUUCUGUACCUCUUCCUCUGGCCCAGCUCAUUGAGAGCCCCAGCCUGGCUGAGACCAACGUUUCUGAAGAGGAGAAGAUCAAAGUCAUGAUGAUGCAGUCCUGCUCUUACUACGACCCCAGCAAUUACCUGAAGGUGCCCUUGGGUCCACUCCCACCAACCAAUACUUGCUUCAAAUGCGGACAACAAGGUCACUGUAAGAAGAAGUGCCCAAACACAGGGCAGAACAAAAACAUUGAGGAUGUUCCCAGGAUUAAAAGGAGCUCAGGGAUUCCAGCGAGUUUCAUGGUGGAGGUGAAGGACCCCAAUGCAAAGGGAAUAAUGAUAACCCCCAAGGGAAAAUAUGCUAUUCCAAUCAUUAAUGUGGAAGCUUAUGCCAGAGAAAAGAAGGAAAAGCCUCCCCUUUUACAAGAGGAACCAGCCUCUUCCUCCUCCUCCUCCUCCUCCUCCUCCUCCCCAGCUCCCAUUCCAGAUAAGCUGUCAUGUGUCAUUUGUAGAGAGAUAAUGACUGAUGCAGCUGUAAUUCCCUGCUCUGGAAGAAGUUACUGUGAUAAUUGUAUUAGAACAGCAUUGCUGGAAUCAGAGGGAUACACCUCCCCAACAUGCCAUCAGACAGGUGUUUCUGCUGAUUCUUUAAAUGCCAGCCAGCUCCUAGGCCAGGCUGGGAAUGACUUCCAAAGUGGCAAACCGACCUGGGAACUAAAACUCCAUUCAAGGCCAAGGUCUCCAGGUGUGAGAGGUGAGCCUGUGAAAGCAGAUUCUGUGAUUUUCAAACCCAAAGCAAGAAAUGGUAAGAGGAAGAGGAAAGCAAAAGUGACAGUACAAAGACAAUUCAAUCAAACCAGCUCGAGCUUCCCAAGACAAAGUGGACACCAACAUGGAAAACGUCCUCGACUGGAACCUCCUGUGAAGGAGGUGAAGAAGGAGUAGCCAACCUUAUGUUCUUAAUUCAUCUUCCUACUAUCCCUUGUAAAGCAUUUCUGAACAAUAAACAACAUAGUCUAGAA
Messenger RNA from Corapipo altera (White-ruffed manakin), 1441 nucleotides. Its product is annotated as E3 ubiquitin-protein ligase RBBP6-like. Lineage: Eukaryota; Metazoa; Chordata; Aves; Passeriformes; Pipridae. The transcript has 11 exons. Bases 123 to 1364 code for a protein of 413 amino acids. The record is from RefSeq and is a predicted model, not a curated record. Gene Ontology annotation, molecular function: zinc ion binding; nucleic acid binding; ubiquitin protein ligase activity. Gene Ontology annotation, cellular component: nucleus. Gene Ontology annotation, biological process: ubiquitin-dependent protein catabolic process; mRNA processing; protein ubiquitination.